Molecule: messenger RNA, 7245 nt
Organism: Cynara cardunculus var. scolymus (artichoke)
Lineage: Eukaryota; Viridiplantae; Streptophyta; Magnoliopsida; Asterales; Asteraceae
Product: DDB1- and CUL4-associated factor homolog 1
Exons: 14
Coding region: 1430-7054 (1874 amino acids)
Biological process (GO): carbohydrate metabolic process; protein ubiquitination
Cellular component (GO): Cul4-RING E3 ubiquitin ligase complex; nucleus
Molecular function (GO): hydrolase activity, hydrolyzing O-glycosyl compounds; protein binding
Source: RefSeq, a predicted model, not a curated record
ACUGAUAGACAAGAUCACCGCGUCUCCUGAUAACCCUAAGCCCCUUUGUCUUCAUGCCCUAGCCUCCAUUCUUGAAACCCAAGAAGCCAGGUCUUACUGCUAUCUCUAUAUCUCUCGCUCAAUAUAUAUCUACACACACGUAUUGUUAUUUAUGUUCUUGUAUGUGUUUAUAGCUACAAGAAAACGCUUAGCUCAAAGAUCGUUUGCUGAUUGACUGAAUUCUAAUUUUACUUUAGAGGCUCCGAAUGAUUCUGUCUAAAAGUCUAUUGAAAGGCAUUAAUUGUGCAUUUUGUUGUUUUUGUGUCAUAUGAUGAUAUGAAGCUUCACGAUGUAAUACGUAAAUAUUGUAAUGCUGAUGUUUCAAAUUUGAAGCGAAUUCGGUGUUUCGUUUACAUGACGAUUUUCCACUUUCACAUUUAUCAGGAUUGCUUCUUGGAAAACUAUUGAACACAGCUGCAGUCAUAGAUACAUUUAUCUAAUAUUGGAAAGAGUUUGUAUAACCUUGGCAUGUAUCUCACUCAGAAAUGACUGUUUGAUGAGCUUUUGAGUCUUAUAUUACUGUUGAGCUUGAGUGAGAGAUUUAAAUUUCAAGUAUUUAGUAACAUGUUACUCGUAUUUUUUUAUUCCUUUUAAUACAAAGCGAGUCAUAAUGUUGUAAUUGUGAGGUUGGUGUUUCUGUGUGUGAUUGAGAUUUUUUGGUUUGAAGAGAAUUCAAGUGGGUGCUGCCGUGUUGGUUUCUUCCUGGGUGUUUUUAUUUAUUAGGCUGAAAAUUCAUUAGAGUCCUUCAAGAACCCAUUGGCACAUUAUUUAAAUGUCUAAGAGGUUUAGUGUGGUUGCUGAUGUAUUUUAUGACAACUUCAUAUGGUCCAUUGAUCUUGUUUAAUGAGAGGCAUCCAUUAAGUAGUUCAAGCACAAGGUGAUAUGCAUACACACAAAUAUAUACGUAUGUACACAUGUUUUUAUAUAUUUAUCCGUCUAUGUUUGGUAUAUCUGUAUAUGUAUCUCGAUUUCAGGAUACUACAAGUGGGCAUCUUCUUAGUCUAGCACAUUCCUAGCAAGUGUGUUGUUGAACUGGAAUUAAUUAUAAUUGUUCAUCAUAAAAUUGAAGAUGUCUAAGGUGGAUACAGGCACAUUAUUUGAAAAUUUAAACUACUCUAGUGGUAUCGUAUGCACCAUAUGGACUUUGGCUUGGGUUCAUAACAUUAUGUAGGUGGCUAGAAAUUCAUUUUUACGUUCUGGUCACUGAUGGAAUAUUGGCGUGCAACAUUUUUGAUUUUCAAAUACACCUAGCACUUCAUGACAUACGUAAAGGAGAACAAGGCUUCAGUCAGUUUUUUGAGAAUUGAGAGUGCAACCAGUAAGAUGCAAAAGCAGCUAUGAACGGACAAGUUCACGAUUAAAUUUUCUGCCAUCUAUUUGAUACAUUAAUAUGUACAUGGAAGAGACUGGUCAUACAUCCAUAAAUAAUGGUCGAGCUUCCCAUAACAUAGGACGUUUGGGGAACUUACUCCGGGAUAACGACGAGUUCUUUGAAUUGAUAUCUGCAAAGUUUCUGUCUGAAACUCGUUAUUCAGUAGCUGUUCAAGCCGCUGCUUUAAGACUUCUCUUCAGUUGUUCGCUGACUUGGAUGUAUCCACACGUUUUUGAAGAAACUGUUUUGGAGAACAUAAAGAGUUGGGUGAUGGAUGGGACAACAAGAUCUUCCGCUGAAGAUCAUAAAGGGAAGAACGGGUCUGGUGCAAGACAAUCAUCAGAUUCUGAAAUGAUGAAAACCUAUUCUACUGGACUUCUGGCUGUAUGUUUGGCUGGCGGAGGUCAAGUAGUGGAAGACGUUCUUACAUCUGGAUUGUCUGCCAAGCUUAUGCGAUAUCUUCGCAUUCGUGUUUUAGGAGAGGCAAGUACAAGUCAAAAAGAAUCCAACUAUCUGUUAGACAGCAAAAGUUCAUCAGCUGCUACAUCCAUUAGAGCUAGAGAAGAUAAUCGGGGAAGGUUCAGGCAUGCUUCAGAAACAUCUCAGCUGGAACCUCCUAGAAUAACGGAGGAGGGGACUUCAGAUGAUCAGGUUACUGAAAGAGAUCGGAAUAGGAGCUUUAUUAGGCAGACAUGCACUGAUGACCGGUGGGCUGAACCUCCUGAUGGUUUCGACGAGGAUAAUGAAACUCAUGAGACAGAUACAGAUGGGCACGUUAGAGAUUUACGUGAUGGGAAGACGAAGGUAAGUGACAGAAGUAGCCAUGGAAAAUCCUUACGGGAAGAUGAAAUUGAAGAAAGUGGCCGAGACGACCUGUCGAGGCGUAGGGCAAAUCGUGGAUUGGUAAGAUCUAGAGGGAAAGGAAGGAUCAAUGAAGGUAUUGUGGAGAAUGAACACAUUUUAACCUCUCCAGGAUCUGGGAGUAGAUUUGGAGGACAAGGACGGAGUAUCAAGGACAGGAGUUCAUUAAGAAGUCUAGAAUCAAAACGUGUGGCUGACGUCAAGAAGUCUUCUGUAAGGAUAGGUGCUGAUGCUCUGAUCCUGGAAAGAGAUGAUUGUGAUGACUGCUUCCAAGACUGUAAGGUUGGUUCAAAGGAUAUCUCUGAUCUGGUGAAGAAGGCUGUUAGAGCUGCUGAAGCUGAAGCCAGAGCAGCUAAUGCUUCUGCGGAGGCCAUUAAAGCUGCUCGUGAUGCUGCUGCUGAACUUGUUAAAACUGCAGCAUUGGAGGAAUUUAAAAGGACAAAUGAUGAAGAAGCUGCAGUUCUGUCUGCAUCUCGAGCUGCAUCGACGGUCGUGGAUGCAGCUAAUGCUACUGAAGUUUCUAGGAGUCAUAAUGCUGAUGGCGGUGAGUCAGCUAAUCCUAAGGAGCCAGAACCUGAGACAACUGAGGAGGUUGAGGAGUUCUUCAUCCUUGAUUGUGAAUCUUUGGCAAAGCUAAGGGAAAAAUUCUGUAUUCAGUGUCUAGAGAUUUUGGGAGAAUAUAUUGAGGUUCUUGGUCCUGUGCUACAUGAGAAAGGGGUAGAUGUCUGUCUUGCUUUGCUGCAACGAAAUUCUGAUCUUAAAGAGGCAUCACAGAUUGCAGUACUUUUGCCUGAUGUGUUGAAAUUAAUCUGUGCCUUGGCUGCCCAUCGUAAAUUUGCUGCAUUAUUUGUAGAUCGUGGUGGUAUACAAAAGCUUCUUGCACUGCCGAGAGAGUCACUGACAUUCUAUGGUUUAUCUUCCUGUCUAUUCGCAAUUGGUUCACUCCAGGGAAUAAUGGAGCGUGUAUGUGCCCUUCCCUCGGAUGUCAUCCAUCAGUUGAUUGCAUUAGCUCUUCAACUUCUUGAGUGCUCCCAGGACCAAGCAAGGAAAAAUGCAGCUUUAUUUUUUGCUAAUGCUUUUGUCUUCAGAGCUGUAUUAGAUGCUUUUGAUAAUCAGGAUGGUCUGCAGAAGCUGUUAAAGCUUUUGGGUGAAGCAGCAUCAGUGAGAGCCGGGGUUAGUUCAGGGACAGUGGGAUCCUCUACUUCAGGAUCACUUCGAAAUGAUCGAACCCCUCCGGAGGUGUUGACAUCAUCAGAGAAGCAGAUUGCAUACCAUACAACUGUUGCAUUGCGCCAAUAUUUUAGAGCACACCUUCUAUUGCUUGUGGAUUCAAUUCGUCCUAGUAAGAAUUUUCGAAGUGCAGCACGAAAUAUUCCAAGUUCUAGGGCAGCCUAUAAGCCACUUGACAUCAGUAAUGAGGCUAUAGAUGCUGUAUUUCGUCAAAUACAGAAAGAUCGGAAGCUUGGUCCUGCAUUUGUGAGAGCUCGUUGGCCUGCAGUUGAUAAGUUCUUGAAUUGCAAUGGGCAUAUUACGAUGUUGGAGUUGUGUCAGGCUCCACCAGUCGAGCGAUACUUGCAUGAUUUGCUUCAAUAUGCAUUGGGUGUUCUGCACAUUGUUACUUUGGUUCCUUACAGUCGCAAAUUGGUUGUAAGUGCUACCCUGAGCAAUGAUCGUCUAGGUAUAGCAGUCAUUCUGGAUGCAGCGAAUGGUGCUGGUUUUGUUGACCCUGAGAUUAUUCAGCCAGCACUGAAUGUUCUGGUCAAUCUUGUUUGCCCUCCACCGUCAAUUAGUAAUAAGCCAACUAUGCCAGGACAAGGACAGACGUCUAAUGCCCAAACAUCAAAUGCUCCUUCUUCAGAAACCAGGGAAAGAAACGCAGAUCGGAAUACAUCAGAGCUUAACAGUGCCAGCUUGAAUGAGCCAAGAGAUCGGAAUGGCGAAUCUAGUGUGGUAGACCGAGGGACAGCAGCAGCACUUGGUACGUCAUUUACUACUUCUGGAUUGGUCGGUGAUCGUAGAAUAUCUUUAGGUGCUGGGGCGGGUUGUGCUGGCCUCGCUGCACAAGUGGAACAAGGUUACCGUCAAGCAAGAGAGGCAGUCCGAGCCAAUAAUGGCAUCAAAGUUCUACUUCAGCUCCUCCAGCCACGGAUAAUAACACCUUCUACUGCCCUUGACUGUCUUCGUGCUCUGGCAUGCAGAGUCUUGCUUGGUUUAGCAAGGGAUGAUACGAUUGCACACAUAUUAACAAAACUUCAGGUUGGGAAAAAGUUAUCAGAACUCAUUAGGGAUUCUGGCAGUCAGACACCGGGCGGCGAACAGGGGAGGUGGCAGACAGAACUAUCUCAGGUCGCAAUUGAGCUUAUGGCGAUUGUAACAAAUUCAGGCCGAGCAAGUACAUUAGCUGCUACUGAUGCUGCUACACCUACUCUUAGGCGCAUCGAGAGAGCUGCAAUAGCUGCUGCAACUCCUAUUACUUACCAUUCUAGGGAACUUUUACUGCUGAUUCAUGAGCAUCUACAGGCCUCUGGCUUAUCAACGACUGCAUCUGCACUUUUGAAAGAGGCUCAGCUGACACCGUUGCAAUCGUUGGCUGCCCCAUCAUCUCUAGCAUAUCAAACAUCUGGUCAGGAGAGCUCGUCAGUACAGAUUCAGUGGCCAGCUGGGCGCUCCCCUUGCGGGUUUCUUACUACAGAGAGAUCCAAACAACAAGAAGAUUCUAACCUGAAACAGGAUUCAUCUUUGUCUGUAAAGAGGCGGCCUUUAGUUAUAUCAUCUGCACUUGGACAGUCAAAAAUUUCUUCUUACUUUAAUGAAUACCCUUCUCCAUCAAGCAGCAGAAUUAUCAGUUCCUCAAAGAAGCCGCCUCCUGCUGCUGCUGCUGCUGCUGCUGCUGCCGUCACAUCAGAAGCUUCGUCAACUUCUACAGUUGAAAACCAAGUUGAUUCAGAUAGUGUCUUCAAAACUCCAAUCAUAUUGCCCCUGAAGCGUAAGCUGACUGAAUUAAGAGAUGUUGGUCCUCCAUCGUCAAGUAAACGACUCAACACCAGUGACCUAGGAUUCCGUUCUCCUGUCUGUCCAACACCAAACACUGUUCGUAAAAGCAGUUUACUAGGUGACACUCCCAUGUUCUCCACAUCAAGUUCUUUUAAGGACCUUCAUUGGAGAACACCAGGAAGUGUUGGUAUAUCUGAUGGUUUAGAUGAUAAUCAUAACACACACAAUCAUGGACUUCCACUCGACCCACAGUCCACUUCUGAGCGACUAACCUUGGAUUCCAUCGUUGUUCAGUAUUUAAAGCACCAACAUCGGCAAUGCCCAGCUCCAAUAACCACAUUACCACCCCUCUCUCUCUUGCAUCCACAUGUCUGUCCAGAAUCAAAACGAAGCCUUGAUGCUCCGUCAAACAUCACUGCUAGGCUUAACACACGUGAAUUUAGAAAUAUGUACGGUGGAAUCCAUGGGAGUCGCAGGGAUCGCCAAUUUGUCUAUAGUAGAUUUAGACCAUGGCGGACAUGUAGGGAUGACACUGGUGUCCUAUUGACAUGCAUUACCUUUCUUGGUGAUUCUUCUCAAAUUGCUGCUGGUAGCCACUCUGGAGAGCUCAAGGUUUUUGAUUCAAAUAGCAACAAUAUGUUAGAGAGCAGCCCUGGUCAUCAGUUCCCUUUGACCAUGGUCAAAUCCUUUAUUUCUGGAGAUACCCAGUUACUUCUUUCUUCAAGCUCACACGAUGUAAGAUUGUGGGAUGCACCUACGGUGUCUGCUGGACCCAGAUAUUCAUUUGAUGGUAUCAAGGCUGCUACAUUCAGUCAUUGUGGGACCAUGUUUGCGGCACUAUCUUCUGAGUUAUCAAGACGAGAGAUUCUCUUAUAUGAUGUCCAGACCUGUAAAUCUGAUUUGAAGCUCACGGACCAAUCUUCUAGCGCUUCCAGCAAAGGGCAUGCUUAUUCUCAGGUUCACUUUAGCCCUUCAGACAUUAUGCUCCUCUGGAAUGGUGUGUUGUGGGAUCGUCGUGUUCCAGGUCCUGUCCAUCGUUUCGAUCAAUUCACUGAUUAUGGGGGUGGUGGCUUUCAUCCUGCUGGUAACGAGGUAAUCAUAAAUUCUGAAGUGUGGGAUCUUCGAAACUUUAGGCUUCUCCGAAGCGUACCCUCCUUGGAUCAAACGGUGAUAACCUUCAAUGCCAGUGGCGACGUGAUAUAUGCAAUUCUGAGAAGAAAUCUAGAAGAAGUUACUUCAGCCUUCCAGACCCGACGCGUUAAGCAUCCUUUAUUCUCUGCUUUCCGAACAUUAGAUGCCGUCAACUACUCGGACAUCGCCACUAUUCCGGUCGACCGUUGCGUUCUCGAUUUCGCGACCGAGCCCACUGAUUCUUUCGUCGGGCUGGUGACGAUGGACGACCAAGACGAGAUGUAUUCUUCGUCCCGAGUCUAUGAAAUCGGCCGGCGGAAACCUACAGACGACGAUUCCGAUCCAGACGAUGCGGAAAGCGAAGAGGAAGAUGAAGAUGAAGACGAUGAGGAUAUUGACGAAGAUGCGUUGUUGGGAAAUGAUGAAGAUGGUGACGAUAUGAGUAAUGAUGAAGAUAGUUUGAGCGAUCUCGAUGAUGAUGAUGAGGGGGAUGAUGGUGAUUUCGUGAUGGAUGGUAUGGACUUUGAUGGCGAGGGUGGGAUAUUUGAGAUCAUGACCGAUGGUGAAGAUGGCGAUGAGGAUGAUGAUGGCGAUGAUGAUGAGCUGAUCGAGUCGUUGAGUAGUGGCGAUGAUGAAGAUUUCAUCGGAGGAUUCUAAAUUGGAAAAUUAAAAUGAGUGUAUUAUAGUCGUUAUAAUUAUUUUGGUAGGAUGAAAAGCCUUCCGUAUCUCCAAGUUUUGACGAUGGUAGCAAAAUGCAGGAGGUUUUUAUUCCUUUUCUGGCGGAUGUUGAAAAAUGAUGUUUUUUAUCGACAAAGGGUACGGACUUUCCGACUUGUGUUUUUAGUUUA